Messenger RNA from Tuber aestivum (summer truffle), 1052 nucleotides. NCBI's taxonomy places the organism in Eukaryota, Fungi, Ascomycota, Pezizomycetes, Pezizales, Tuberaceae. The record is from the annotation of a GenBank genome assembly.
GGUACGGUAUCCCCACUCGAAGCCAGAAACGCACAAUCUAACGAUGGCCCAAAAAGCCCGGAAAAAUACAAGGCACCAGCCUCUGAGUCCGCACGUCCUGAGUGUCCCAACGGCUUCUGCGAAUACAUCGGCUCCGCAAAACUCAAAGAUUAUGCCGUCCUCAUCACCGGCGGCGAGAGCGGUAUCGGCCGCAGCACUAAUGGCUCGCCAAGGCGCCGAUAUCACAAUUGUGUACUUGUCGCAGGAGCAGGGGGGCGCUGAGGAUACAAAGAGGCUAGUUGAAUGCGCCAGGAGGAGGUGCCUGCUUGUACCGUUCGACUUAGAGAAUUACAGGGAUGCGCCGAGUAUCAUUGAGAAGCACAUGAAGGGGUAUGGGAGAUUGGAUGCGCCGGGAAAUAACGCAUCGAAGAAGAUAAGUUACAGUGUAAGGAGUUUGCGGAGAUUGAUUUAGGUAAGUUCGCUUCCCCACCGAAGCUAGAGAUAUAGGAAUUGAUGGGAAGGGUAGAUACCGUUUCCUCGACGUUCACCUCCAAUAUCCCACAAAUGUUCGCCAUAGUGAAAUUCGCCCUUCCACAUAUGAAGAAGGGCCCCAGCGCUCCGAACACCACCCCUGUUGCUGCAUCCCGGGGCACUCCAUCGAUAGUAGACUACGCCGCCACAAAAGGCGCCAUCGUAGCCUUCACCAGGGCUCUAUCGAAAACCCUCACCCCUAAAGGAAUCCGUGUUAAUGCCGUUGGGCAUGUCCCCCUCACCCCCCAAACUCAAUCCUUCCCAUUCUAUUGCUAACGAUGCGUAAAAAAAAAAAAGACCGGGCCCUGUGCACACCCCGUUGCAAUCAGCGUCAAGACCCGACGAGCAGAUGGAAGGCUUCGCAAGCAAUUCGCAGAUCAGAAGGCCGGGACAGCCGAGCCAUGUUGCAACUAGCUAUCUGUUUUUUGCGAGUGUUGAGGCGUCCCUCUAUUACGGGCAGAUUUUGCAACUUUAUCCCAUGGGGGGUUAAGCCACCCCAAGGGGCCCGCCAGAGAUUCUGUACUUUAAGAGAGAAUAUUCAG